Messenger RNA from Sphaerulina musiva SO2202, 2881 nucleotides. Its product is annotated as glycogen synthase kinase. Gene Ontology annotation, cellular component: cytoplasm. The transcript is spliced from 7 exons. The record is from RefSeq and is a predicted model, not a curated record. Bases 1109 to 2299 code for a protein of 396 amino acids. Gene Ontology annotation, molecular function: protein serine/threonine kinase activity; ATP binding; protein serine/threonine/tyrosine kinase activity. Gene Ontology annotation, biological process: protein phosphorylation; signal transduction. Lineage: Eukaryota; Fungi; Ascomycota; Dothideomycetes; Mycosphaerellales; Mycosphaerellaceae.
CUCCCGUCUUCGUGAAGCGCGCACCUUUAACACACCCAGCCAGCCCAGUCCCGCCCAGACGUCGCCCGCCACUACCUCCUACCACAGCUACCUCCUACCUUACCUCCUACCCAAGGUACUUACUGUACCGACUCUGCCCUCGUCUGUGUCUGUGGACAGCCUUCUGUCUGCCUGGAUCACACUCUCCUACCACCACCUACCACUACCUACUACCUCCUACGAGGUACCUCCUACUACCUGACCUGACCUCUCCUACUAAACUCCUUGACCACGUCCACGUCCACAUCCACAUCCACGCCCACGUCCACGUCCACCACCUGCACCUGCACCUGCCUGUCUGUCACGCCUGCCCUCAGAGUCACGCACGCACGCCCUCAGCAGCAACAGCCGCAGCAGCAGCGCCAGCGUGUUUCACCUCUCUUCACGCUUGGGCACUCUUAAUACCUGACCUCACCCUACCUUAUCCUCCCUCGAUCGCCGUGUGAGGGGUUCUUCGGGCUCGCUCUCUAGUCCACCACCACCACCACUACCACUACUACAUCACUGGUUUGCGCUGCCUCCAGGUCCUUCUGCGAGAACCUUUUACCUGUGCGCACCACGAGACCUCAACCACCACCACCACCACCUCUUCCUCCUCCAACCACCACCACCGCCGCCACUACCACCACCGCUCCCACCAUCACCACCUGCCCGUCGACCAGCCCUCACGCGACUCGCGCGGCUCACCUCACAGGCUUGACCUCACUUCACUUCACCUCGCCUCGCCGACUGACCACCAACCCAUUGAUCUGCUCGUCAGAUUCGGAGUCACCCUUCCGAACGCCCUGCUCCUUCCGUAUCGGCCAAUACCACCAGCCCGUGUGGCACCUGAUCACUCGUCAUUAUACCUGCCUCUCGCACCUUGCACGCCGCUCUACACCCACCUCCGCAACAUCUCGCGCGCUCCGUAUUUCCACCGCCGACCAGAUCUCGCUGGGCAUCUCAUUACCGCCACCACGGAUCUCACUCGCGUCACCGCUGUGCUCUCUCCGCCAAUACCUGAAUAGCAGUCCGCUGUACUCGCGAUAGUACUACGCCGCUGCGCGCGUAACGACACCUCGACCGUCAAAUGUCGCAGAACCGACCUUCGGCUUUUCAAGGUCUCAGAAUGGGAGGUUCCGAAGUGAUUCGCGAGAAGGUGCAGGAUGGCCUGACCGGCGAAACCAAAGAGAUGCAGUACACUCAAUGCAAGAUCGUCGGCAAUGGAAGUUUUGGUGUCGUCUUUCAGACCAAACUCUCUCCUUCGGGUGAGGAUGCAGCCAUCAAGCGUGUCCUGCAAGACAAGCGAUUCAAGAACAGAGAGCUUCAGAUCAUGCGAAUCGUCCGCCAUCCAAACAUUGUCGAGCUCAAGGCGUUUUACUACUCCAACGGUGAUAGGAAAGACGAAGUCUAUCUCAAUCUGGUCCUCGAAUUCGUUCCAGAAACUGUGUAUCGCGCUUCGCGUCACUUCAACAAGCUGAAGAGCACCAUGCCCAUUCUCGAGGUCAAACUCUACAUAUACCAGCUGUUCCGCUCCCUCGCGUACAUCCAUUCGCAAGGCAUCUGCCACCGCGACAUCAAGCCGCAGAAUCUGCUUCUGGACCCGGCUUCAGGUAUUCUGAAGCUCUGCGACUUUGGCAGUGCCAAGAUCCUUGUGGAAAAUGAGCCCAAUGUUUCAUACAUUUGCUCGCGGUACUAUCGUGCGCCGGAACUCAUCUUUGGUGCUACUAACUAUACCACCAAGAUCGAUGUUUGGUCCACUGGCUGCGUCAUGGCGGAGCUGAUGCUCGGACAGCCUCUCUUCCCUGGCGAGUCGGGCAUCGAUCAACUAGUCGAGAUUAUCAAGGUUCUUGGCACUCCAACCAGGGAUCAAAUUAGGACUAUGAAUCCAAACUACAUGGAGCAUAAGUUUCCGCAGAUCAAGCCGCACCCAUUCAGCAAGGUCUUUAGGAAGGCUGACCCUAAUGCAAUUGACUUGAUCUCGCGGUUGUUGGAGUACACGCCGACGCAGCGCCUGUCGGCAGUGGACGCCAUGGUGCACCCCUUCUUCGACGAGCUCAGGGAUCCUAGUACGCGACUCCCGGAUUCGCGACACUCGGGCGGAGCGAGCAAAGACCUUCCCAACUUGUUCGAUUUCUCUCAUCAUGAGUUGUCGAUCGCACCUCACCUCAACGCACAGCUUGUACCAGCCCACAUGAAAUCAGUCCUGGCCGGCAAGGGUCUUGAUAUUGACAACCUGACACCGAUGAGCAAGGAUCAGAUGAUGGCUCGUCUGGACUGAGAGAGCCAUCACCAUUUUCCCUCUUACUCCGAACAAAAGCUUGAGCUUUUAGUCAUGAAGUUACGCAGCGAACGCAUGGUCACAAAUCAGGUCACAGAAGGACGGCGUUGAACGAGCCUGGAGUUCACGGCGCGAGCUCCAUGCUGGGCUGGAUCUACUUGGGAAACGAUACACUUCAUCAACUCUUCAUGCCAGAAACGACACCUAGCGAAAUUUGCUCUGAAUGAUGCUGCUGGUCUCCUCUUCACAAGGUAGAUGUUUCUUGUGGGUGCUGGAAAAGGAGGGAGAGGUGGAAGGUCCUCUCUUCCACUGAAGGGAUCGAGCAAUGCAUCAUGGCGCAUGGGAACCAGAGGACCCAAUGUCUUCUUUUCACAAAAUUUGGCUGAACGGAGAAUUCGGCUGAUUACGACGGAAAAAAUGUUGCUUUCUGAUUGACUUGCUACUCAGAUGGUGAUUGUAGCGCGAGGGCACUGGAGAGGCUUUCGAUAGGCCUCUUCAAGGUAGUAGUACAGCGCCACUGGGCACAGCCUGGAGCGAUAUGCAGUGGCUUUGAUUUCAAGGCCAUUAACAAGUGAUUCCCCG